UAUGAAAGUUGAAAACGUCACGUCAAUGGAGAAGUGUCUUGGUGGUAUUGCAGAGCUUGCAGGACGGCGCAGAUCAAGUCUCGCUGAUGAACUCCAAUGGAAAAUGUGGGAGAAAAGUUUGAAAGUCGGCAUCAGGAGACACGACGGCUAUUAUCAGCUGCGUGACAGACGCCAUGCACCGCUUGCCAAGUCGACGGGUUACCAUGGCAACCACUGGGAGGUUGAAGCUGAUAAUCUUGAGCUUGGAACAAGGAGACUGACAGUCCGAGCUGUUGAUGAAGCCGUUAUGAAACGCCGUGACACACUCGUCCAAAGUGAGGCAGAGCUCCAGUUUCUAGCCGCCAAACGACUCGAGAAACUGAACGAGGAAUUCUUAAAAACAAUCCGUGCAAGUCAGAAAAGCCACAACAAGACAUACGUGCAGGAAUGUGAGCGAUGCUCUGAGCAUUACGGGAUGGUCCUCGAGGAGCUGCUGCAUUAUCAUAACUCAAACACGGUCGAGGAAAUGGCCGAGAUCGAGAGGGAACGAAGGAUGAAGUGGAUCGGACAACUCACCGUCGCUGAUGUGGAUCGUGAAGCUGAAGUGUACCUCCGAGAACUUGCUGCUACCAAUGAGAAAAUGGAUGUUGUCCGAGCUUCGCUGAUGGCUGCCAUGAGAACUAGAAAGGUUGAAAUGGAAUCAAUAAGAGAAGAAGAAGAAGAUCACGUCCGCGACUUUAAGGACAAAGUGAUGAGAGAGAUGUUGUGGAGGGAGAAAGAGAAAAAGCUCAAGGAUGAGUUGUUGUUAUUUCAGAUGGAGUUGGCGCGAGAGGACAUGAUCCGUGAUCGUGAUUUUAUCUACAACUCUGAAUGUCAGAUGUGCCAGUUCCACACCUUCCAGUUGGUGAUGAGGGAGCUCCUCCUCUCUUUCAAACACACAGAGAAACUCGCUCGGAUUGAGAAGGAGAAGAAAGAGUUGGCGAUCCGAGAGAACAAGGAGGCCCUGCUGGAGGAGCUAAGAUUUUGGUUGACCCGCUGUAACGUCUUCACAGCCUGUGCCUCGGAGCGGUCCAGUCGUGUACGCCGUGCAGAGAGUGAGCGGCUGGCGCCACCUGAUGUAAAGGGGAGGAGUGCCAUCCUUGCUGUUCAUGAAGAGAUGAUCUUGGACUAUUUUAAAGGUCGGAGGCUCCUGGCCACCAGCAAGACCGCCAUUGUUCCGUCUCUUCCUACCGAUCAUGACCGUAAACUCUACCAGAUCCGGACAAGAGCCAGAAUAAGAACACCGAUUAUUGCCGGCAGAAAUUUUCCUACUGUUAAGAAGUAAUUUAAUCGACUUGUGUAAGUUCAUAUAAGACG
Molecule: messenger RNA, 1335 nt
Organism: Lineus longissimus
Lineage: Eukaryota; Metazoa; Nemertea; Pilidiophora; Heteronemertea; Lineidae
Product: golgin subfamily A member 6-like protein 6
Exons: 8
Coding region: 2-1303 (433 amino acids)
Source: RefSeq, a predicted model, not a curated record